GCCCGAAGCUCUUCUCCCUGCGCCCAUUGUCGCGGCGCCAUUCAUUCACCGUUAUACUCUCCCUACUUCCGCCCCUAAUCUUUCUCCGCCCAAAAGUUCCUCCGGCAACGCCGCCGCAUUUCCCAUCGCUGCCUCCUUCUCCUUCCUCCUCCUCGUCCUGCACUGUUUUACGCUCUAUUGUAACUUCCAGCUUUUGGACAUGGAGCACUUAAGAACUCCUCUAAAAGGAGUUAUAGAGGAUUUGAAGGGGAGGAAAGAAUGUUACAAAGAAGACUGGGUGGAUGCAUUUAGUUCAGGCGUGAGGAUUCUUGCUCCUACCACUUACAUUUUCUUUGCUUCUGCUCUUCCGGUCAUUGCAUUUGGUGAGCAGUUGAGCAGGGAGUCUGAUGGAAGCUUGACGACGGUUGAAACUCUUGCCUCUACUGCAAUAUGUGGAAUUAUUCAUUCAAUUUUUGGCGGACAGCCUCUUAUGAUUUUAGGAGUUGCAGAGCCCACAAUCAUAAUGUAUACUUAUCUCUAUAGUUUUGCUAGCAGUAGGAAAGACAUGGGGAAGGAACUCUUUGUAGCUUGGACAGGAUGGGUUUGUGUUUGGACGGCUGUGUUGCUGUUUCUUCUGGCUAUAUUUAAUGCCUGUACAAUCAUCAAUAAGUUUACAAGGAUCGCAGGGGAACUUUUCGGCAUGUUGAUUACUGUUCUAUUUUACCAAGAGGCGAUAAAGGGAUUAGUCAGUGAAUUUCAAAUCCCUAAAGGUGGGGAUCCCACAUUAGAGAAGUAUAAGUUUCACUGGCUUUACACAAAUGGGUUAUUGGCAAUUAUAUUCUCAUUUGGUUUACUCAUAACUGCCCUUAAAAGUAGACAAGCUAGGUCGUGGCCUUACGGUACAGGAUGGUUGCGAAGUUUUAUAGCAGACUAUGGGGUUCCUCUUAUGGUUGUAUUGUGGACAGCAAUGUCAUACGGUAUACCUGGACAAAUUUCAUCUCGUAUUCCUCGAAGGCUAUUUUCUCCUCUGCCUUGGAAUUCUACAUCAUUGUACCAUUGGACAGUGGUCAAGGAUAUGGCAAGGGUCCCAAUUGGUUACAUAUUUGCUGCCUUCAUUCCAGCUAUAAUGAUAGCAGGAUUAUACUUUUUUGAUCACAGUGUAGCUUCACAAAUGGCCCAACAGAAGGAAUUCAAUCUUAAAAAACCAUCUGCAUACCACUAUGAUAUAUUUUUACUUGGCAUUAUGACAUUGUUUUGUGGUUUACUUGGACUUCCUCCUUCAAACGGAGUUCUUCCUCAAUCACCAAUGCAUACAAGGAGUCUUGCUACCCUUAAAAGGCUGUUACUUCGGAAGAAAAUGGUGAAGAGUGCAAAAGAAUGCAUGAAUAAGCAGGCAAGCAAAUCCGAGAUUUUUGGGAGAAUGCAUGCUGUAUUCGUUGAGAUGGAUGCAUCUCCAACACAUACAGUGGACAAAGAGCUGGAAAAUUUGAAGGAGGCUGUGAUGAAUGAGAAAGAUGGAGAAGUUUAUAAUAACUUUGACCCUGCUGAGCACAUUGAUGCCCACUUGCCUGUGAGAGUUAAUGAACAAAGAGUUAGCAACUUAGUGCAAUCCCUUCUUAUAGGAUGUGCUGUAUUUGCCAUGCCUGUGAUAAAGAUGAUACCAACCUCAGUACUUUGGGGAUACUUUGCCUACAUGGCAACUGAUAGCCUCCCCGGCAAUCAAUUCUGGGAGAGAUUGAAAUUGCUCUUCAUUCCUCCUGGCCGGCGAUUCAAAGUAUUGCAGAACCUGCAUGCCUCAUUUGUAGAGUUGGUACCAUUCAAAUAUAUUGCUGCUUUCACAUCCUUCCAGUUUAUAUAUCUGUUGAUUUGCUUUGGAAUAACAUGGAUACCAAUUGCCGGGAUAUUAUUCCCCUUGCCAUUCUUUCUUAUGAUAAGUAUAAGAGAACAUGUUCUUCCAAGGUGGUUCCCACCACAGUACCUUCAGGAAUUAGAUGCAGCUGAGUAUGAAGAAAUCGUUGGCCAUUCAAUUCAUUCAAGAAACGUGUCUUUCAAGGAUGUAGAAGUGUGUAAUGAUAAUGAAGAAGAUGAUGAUUACUCAUCUGCUGAGAUAUUGGAUGAGAUGACCACUCACAGAGGCGAAUUCAAGCGCAGGUCUAUGAACAUAAAUGAAAGGCACUAUCAGGUCUACCCAAAUGAUGAACCUCGGGCGUAAGAACAACUAAUGCACAGUGUUCACCCCCGCGAAAGCCUCUCAGUCUAUAUCAUCCACAUUGCAGAAAGAGGGGUACAUAUAGGCAUAUAGCCAAAGCAGAAAACGCAAGCAAAUCAAGAACAAUUAAAGAAUGAGAUUGAGUAAAUUGGUCGUAUUUUCAUGAUGAUAGUAUAAUAGAGAAGCCCACACUUAAGAGAUGAACUAUACGCACACACACCCUUAGCUUAUUUUUAUGUUAUGUACUCGAACGUUGGCUCUAGCAGUCUAGCCUAAAAGAAUCGCCAAGGUGGAACAUAUCAAUAUCGGUAUAUAUAUUGAUAUUGGUACUUUACAUCCAUAUAAAUACAUUAAUGGACAUAUAUGAGUAUCAGCAAGAACACAAUUUUUUUAAUUAUUUGGAAAAUAAACAUCAA
This is a messenger RNA of Cuscuta europaea, 2604 nucleotides long. The record is from the annotation of a GenBank genome assembly. NCBI's taxonomy places the organism in Eukaryota, Viridiplantae, Streptophyta, Magnoliopsida, Solanales, Convolvulaceae.